UCUUACAGAAUCGCUCCAGUGAUGUCGUCGCGUCCGCAGAUCUGACAGAUCAGAACUGAGACAGACACAGGGACGUGGAUAACGACCUCUGAAUCCAGCUGCACCACCACCACCUCCCCUCGCCCCCCUCGCUCCAGGGCUCUCAGAGGACUCCUCGCCGGGUUCUCCAAAGGGUUCUCUGUGGUGAUCUGGAACGCUCCAUACGCCUCGGGGCAUCAGACCUUCAUGCGUCUCCCAGCGGCAGAGUCCACCCACACCUCCACCCACCACACCACCACCACCACCACCACGACCAUGAGCUGUGAACGGGAGUUUGGAGACGGGGCCAUGGGCGUCACGCUCACGCUGCGGCUGCUCAUGCACGGGAAGGAAGUAGGAAGCAUUAUUGGGAAGUCUCCUCCUGCAUCACAGAGCAGCGCCAGGAUCAACAUCUCAGAGGGUUCCUGUCCGGAGAGGAUCAUCACCAUCACAGGGCCGACGGACUGUGUGUUCAGAGCCUUCACCAUGAUCACGUUCAAACUGGAGGAGGACCUGUCGGCCUUGGUGGCUAACGGCACAGUGACCAGUAAACCUCCCGUCACCUUGAGGCUGGUGAUCCCGGCCAGUCAGUGUGGCUCGCUCAUCGGGAAGGGAGGCUCUAAGAUCAAGGAGAUCCGAGAGACGACAGGAGCUCAGGUGCAGGUAGCAGGUGACCUCCUCCCUAACUCCACAGAGAGAGAGGUGACGAUAUCAGGGAGUCAGGACGCCAUCAUCCAGUGUGUGAAGCUCAUCUGCACCGUCAUCUUGGAGUCACCACCGAAGGGAGCGACUAUUCCAUACCGACCCAGCCCGACCCCAGGAACUGUGCUGCUGGCGGGAAACCAGGUGUUCGAGGCGUCGGACUUCAGCUCCCACCCUCUGUUCUCUGUGGCUCAGGGAGGAGUGGACCUGCAGCAGCAAAUAGAAGAAAACACCUGA
Molecule: messenger RNA, 957 nt
Organism: Paralichthys olivaceus (Japanese flounder)
Lineage: Eukaryota; Metazoa; Chordata; Actinopteri; Pleuronectiformes; Paralichthyidae
Source: RefSeq, a predicted model, not a curated record